CAAUCAAUCAGUCAUUCAAGGAUAUUUACAAUAUUGACUACUAUUUCAUUCAUUUCAGGUGUCCCCCCUGUGUGUGGGACAGUGGUAUGUUCCAGGGUUGUGUCCACUGCAGUGUACCAGUCUACCUGUAGACUCUAACUGUGAGAGGAGAGCAGAGGUGACUGGAGAUCAUGGCCGCCCCUCAGAGAGGAGAUCUGUCAGCGUCGGAGAGGAAGAUCCUGCAGCUGAUUGCUGCUGGUGAUGUACAGGAAACCGCCCAGCUGCUCGCUAGCAAAGAAGUACGAGUCAACUGUUUGGACGAGUAUGGCAUGACUCCCCUGAUGCAUGCAGCCUAUAAGGGCAAGGCCGACAUGUGCCAUCUGCUGCUGCAGCAUGGGGCUGAUGUCAACUGCAACCAGCAUGAACAUGGCUACACUGCUCUCAUGUUCGCUGGCCUGUCAGGUACACCUGUUGUUAACAAGCAAAUGACUGGGGGGGGCAUUGCUCAUCAUCUUAACCUGGACACUCUUGUUCCAGGCCAGCACGACUGUGUCACAGUAAUCAACAACUUCUUCUCACGGGCGAAGGUGGAGUACUACACCCAACCACAGGGGCUGGAGAAGGAGCCCCGGCUCCCCCCCCAGCUGGCAGGACCCCUGCACAAAAUCCUCAUGACCACCAACCUGAAUCCGGUCAAGAUAGUCCUGCUGGUGAAGGAGCACCCUGUGCUGGUGGACAUGACCGCCCUGGAGAAGUGUUACCAGGUGAUGGACAUGCUGUGUGAGCAGUGCGUGAAGCAGGAAGCCAUGAAUGAGGUCCUGGCCAUAAAGAUGCACUACAUCAGCUGUGUGCUGCAGAAAUGCCUGGUCUUCCUACACAAACAAGAUGACGAGCUGGACGCACUUGUUAAGAGCCUGCUGAGGGGGAGAGACAGUGAUGGUUUCCCACAGUACCAAGAGAAGUUCAUUCGAGACUGUAUCAGGAAAUUUCCUUAUUGUGAGGCCAUACUCCAUCAGCAGCUGGUGAGGAGCAUUUUACCAGUAGAGAUUGGCAAUGACCCAACAGCGUUCACAGUGUUGACCCAGGCCAUAACAGGUCAGAUGGCAAUUUUAGAUGCUGACUACUGUGCUACAUGUGGGGAGAAGGGAGCACAGAAGAGGUGUGCCGUUUGUAAAGCAUUGACUUACUGCAAUAUGACGUGCCAAAAACUCCACUGGUUCACCCAUAAAAAGAUGUGCAGGUCUCUGCAGGAGCAGGACACCAAGCUGGAGAAGGAUGCUCCGAGAUUUAAAGAACUGAAAGAUGAUGAGAGCGACCUGGUUAUGGAGACAGCCAACUUUCUGCAGCAGCUGUGUCUGCGGGCGGAGGAGCAGGUGGCUGCUGCCGGAGGCUGCCCUGCACAGCUCCUGGCUGGUCCUUCCACCUCUGCUCAGGGGCCGUCCUGCACCCAAGAUUGGGGCUCCUGAACGAUGCUGACUCAUCUCUUUGUGAAUUUUUUACAAACGUUAUGUAUGGAGAGGUAUGGAAACAAAAACCAUGUCAGCAGGGUACAUCUCCUUUAUAUAUUUACCACCACACCAUGUAGUUUAAGACAAUCAGUAACACAAAAGCAGCUGCUUCAGGUAACUUUACACACUGGAAGCUGCAAAACGUAGUAUUGCAGCACGUAGGUAUUGGAAAUCCUGUAAGUUGAUUUCAGCAAACACCCUGUUGGUCAGAUUUAGUAAAUAAGACAAGCAAUAAGUGAAGUCUGAGGUUGAUAAUUCCAGCCUUUUCUGGGUGAAACAGUUGCUCAGUAUUGUUGAAGGCAACAUUUGGACGCAUCUAAACUCCACCAUUUAAUCCAAAAAAUCUAUGAUUUGGCAUGUCAGAUGAUGAGGAGAGACCUCUUUCUAGCUCAUUAUGUUUUAAUGUGUAUGAUAGUAGGAUUAGUAGUUUCUUAGCAGUGUAUCUCGAGGUUUUACGAAUGAAUUAGCAUGUAGACCAGGGAAAAGUUGUUCAUAGGUCAUAACAAGUGACUACUAUAACUGGUUUGUUUGCAUUUCAACAGACACAGGAAGAGAAAAGUCCUCAAUUUUGCAGCCCAAUGGGGGUGUUAGAAAUUUGUAUUUAUUAUGUAGAACGAUUCUACCAUCAAUGACAUUUUUUUUGAAUUCUCACUUUCAACAACAUCGGUGCAUUUCAAAUAUGGUACUGUUAGGGUUAGGGCAGGAUUGUGGUUAUAGCAGAUAA
Messenger RNA from Etheostoma cragini (Arkansas darter), 2211 nucleotides. Its product is annotated as ankyrin repeat and MYND domain-containing protein 2-like. The transcript is spliced from 9 exons. Lineage: Eukaryota; Metazoa; Chordata; Actinopteri; Perciformes; Percidae. Bases 171 to 1445 code for a protein of 424 amino acids. The record is from RefSeq and is a predicted model, not a curated record. Gene Ontology annotation, molecular function: protein binding.